AAUCUUAUAAUUGUAGCAACUAUAUCAGUAACACUAUAUAUGAUGCUUCGCCUUCUCGUCCUUAUUCUGGAGCAUUUUUACCAGAUUACAAUGUAACACCUAGUACGGAAACAACAAUUAUUGAUCUUGAUAUAUUUAUCGUGGAUCCAGCAUAUAACAAAUAUGAUCCUAAUUUACGUGAUCAAUCAAUGCUUACUCCGUAUGAUCUAUCACUUACUACGAAAAAUGCGUAUUUUUUAUCACAACCUAAAAGACUUGGUUUAUUCUCUCCAUGGGGUUUUGUACAAAAAUUGAAACCAUUCAGAAAACAAUAUGAAACAACCCUCUUGCCAUUUACGGCGGAUUCAUCAUCCGACGAACUUGAUACCGAAGAAAAAUCUGAUAUCAAAGAACAUGGAAAUGCUUCAAUACUAAAACGACUCGAUAACUUAGAAAAAUUUCUUCAAUUCUAUAUUGAUACUUCAUUAUUACCUUCUGUUAAAACGGAUGCGUCUCUUACUGAUGAAAAAAAAUAA
Messenger RNA from Racocetra fulgida, 515 nucleotides. The record is from the annotation of a GenBank genome assembly. Lineage: Eukaryota; Fungi; Glomeromycota; Glomeromycetes; Diversisporales; Gigasporaceae.